This is a messenger RNA of Fusarium keratoplasticum, 837 nucleotides long. RefSeq lists its product as uncharacterized. The transcript is spliced from 5 exons. NCBI's taxonomy places the organism in Eukaryota, Fungi, Ascomycota, Sordariomycetes, Hypocreales, Nectriaceae. The coding region runs from base 1 to 837 and encodes 278 amino acids. The record is from RefSeq and is a predicted model, not a curated record. Gene Ontology annotation, molecular function: flavin adenine dinucleotide binding; NADP binding; N,N-dimethylaniline monooxygenase activity.
AUGGAUUCCCAACAUGCCCUGCUCAAGUCAACAGGUGCUGAGAAGCCGUCGAGCUGGGUGCCACUCCUGGAUCAGCCCCUGCACGCUGUUCGCAAGCUGCGCCUCGUCUGUGUCAGUGCUGGCUUUUCUGGCUUGAUUCUCGCCCACAAGAUCAAGUAUGACUUGAAGAUGGAUGACUUCAUCCAGCUCCAGAUCUACGAGAAGAGCCCUGAUGUCGGUGGUGCUUGGUAUGAGAACCGCUACCCAGGGGCAGCCUGUGACGUUCCGGCUCGUGAGUCUUUGUAUUACUUUGUCAUGGCAGCCCGACUAACCGCCCAUCAGCAGAUUCCUGUGUUUCCUUUCGAGCCGAACCCAAACUGGACUUCCUUUUACGCAUGUGGACCCGAGAUCUGGCGGUACAUGAAGGACACCUCUGUCAACGGCAAGUGGAAAUUGAGCAUCAACCAGCUGGGAAACGUGAUUGAGGACGAAUGUGACAUCUUUGUCAAUGCAUCUGGUUUUCUCAACAAGUGGUCGUGGCCUAAUAUCUCGAGACUCCACGACUUCAAGGGGAAGCUUCUACACACUGCAAACUGGGAUACAACCUAUGAUUGGACGGGCAAAAGUGUUGCUGUGAUUGGCAACGGUUCGUCAGCCAUUCAGCUGGUACCACAUGUGCAAAAGACUGCCAAGAGGGUGGUCAACUACGUCCGAAAUCCCACUUGGGUAGCAACCAACUACCUUGAAGAUUACGCCAACGGAAAUCACCAUUACUCUGAAAAGCAGAGGAAGAACUUUCGGGAGAAUCCGGAGUUGCUCUUCAAGCUGCGGAAGACGCUGGAACAUGCGUAUGCCUGA